Messenger RNA from Brassica napus (rape), 5918 nucleotides. RefSeq names its product ATP synthase subunit beta, chloroplastic-like. Gene Ontology annotation, biological process: proton motive force-driven mitochondrial ATP synthesis; proton transmembrane transport. Lineage: Eukaryota; Viridiplantae; Streptophyta; Magnoliopsida; Brassicales; Brassicaceae. Gene Ontology annotation, cellular component: chloroplast thylakoid membrane. The transcript is spliced from 2 exons. Gene Ontology annotation, molecular function: ATP hydrolysis activity; proton-transporting ATP synthase activity, rotational mechanism; ATP binding. The record is from RefSeq and is a predicted model, not a curated record. The coding region runs from base 498 to 2324 and encodes 608 amino acids.
UCACUCUUGACAGUAAUAUAUGUUGUAUAUGUAAAUCCUAGAUAUGACAAUAUGCGGAAUUCAUCCAUGAAAAUGAAAAACAAGGGGGGGUUGAUAUCGAUGGGACGCAUAACCGGAUAUGCUAAAAUGAAAAUAUGAAAAAAAAAAGGCUAAUGAGAUCGAAAUAAUGAAUCAUAAAUAGAGUUCCAUUUCGGAAUUGGCUAGAUAAAACAAAGUCUUGCCUAUUAUGACAAAUAAAUCAAAGACUUUCCACAAAAAUUUUUUUUAUUCAUAUAUUUUUUAUUUUAAAACUAGGUUUUGGUUAGUUGAGCUUGAAAACGACUAUUCCUUCAUUGAAAUUUAAUUAAGUAAAAAAUUGAAUUGCAUAUUCGCUUGGGUGGUACCAAUGAAAUCGAGUGCUUACUCCCAUUUAUUAUUGAAUUAACCAAUGAAUUUACUAUCGAAGAUUUUUUCUGUAUUCGAAAAAUUUCGCAACAAAAUUGAACAUAUUUUUUAUUAUGAGAAUAAAUCCUACUACUUCGGAUCCAGCGGUUUCAAUACGUGAAAAAAACAACCUGGGACGUAUUGCCCAAAUCAUUGGUCCGGUACUGGAUGUAGCCUUUCCCCCGGGCAAGAUGCCUAAUAUUUACAAUGCUCUGGUGGUUAAGGGUCGAGAUACGCUUGGUCAAGAAAUUAAUGUGACUUGUGAAGUACAGCAAUUAUUAGGAAACAACCGAGUUAGAGCUGUAGCUAUGAGCGCGACCGAGGGUUUAAAGAGAGGGAUGGACGUGGUUGAUAUGGGAAAUCCUCUAAGUGUUCCAGUCGGCGGAGCGACUCUAGGACGAAUUUUCAAUGUACUUGGGGAACCUGUUGAUAAUUUAGGUCCUGUCGAUACUCUCACAACAUCUCCUAUCCAUAAAUCCGCGCCUGCUUUUAUAGACUUAGAUACAACCUUAUCUAUUUUUGAAACAGGAAUUAAAGUAGUAGAUCUUUUGGCCCCUUAUCGUCGUGGGGGAAAAAUCGGACUAUUCGGUGGGGCUGGCGUGGGUAAAACAGUACUAAUUAUGGAAUUGAUCAACAACAUUGCCAAAGCUCAUGGUGGUGUAUCCGUAUUUGGUGGAGUAGGCGAACGAACUCGUGAAGGAAAUGAUCUUUACAUGGAAAUGAAAGAAUCUGGAGUCAUUAAUGAACUAAACCUUGCGGACUCCAAAGUAGCCCUAGUCUACGGUCAGAUGAAUGAACCGCCGGGAGCUCGUAUGAGAGUUGGUCUGACUGCCUUAACUAUGGCAGAAUAUUUCCGAGAUGUUAAUGAGCAAGACGUACUUCUAUUUAUCGACAAUAUCUUCCGUUUUGUACAAGCAGGAUCCGAGGUAUCCGCUUUAUUGGGUAGAAUGCCUUCUGCUGUGGGUUACCAACCCACCCUUAGUACCGAAAUGGGUUCUUUACAAGAAAGAAUUACUUCUACGAAAAAAGGGUCCAUAACCUCUAUUCAAGCAGUUUAUGUACCUGCAGACGAUUUGACUGACCCUGCUCCUGCCACCACAUUUGCACAUUUAGAUGCGACUACCGUACUAUCAAGAGGAUUAGCUGCUAAAGGUAUCUAUCCAGCGGUAGAUCCUUUAGAUUCAACGUCAACUAUGCUACAACCUCGAAUCGUUGGCGAGGAACAUUAUGAAACUGCGCAACAAGUAAAGCAAACUUUACAACGUUACAAGGAGCUUCAGGACAUUAUAGCUAUCCUGGGGUUGGACGAAUUAUCCGAAGAGGAUCGCUUAACCGUCGCAAGAGCACGAAAGAUUGAGCGUUUCUUAUCACAACCUUUUUUCGUAGCAGAAGUAUUUACAGGUUCUCCGGGAAAAUAUGUUGGGCUAGCGGAAACAAUUAGAGGGUUUAAUUUGAUCCUUUCCGGAGAAUUUGAUUCUCUUCCUGAACAGGCCUUUUACUUAGUGGGUAACAUCGAUGAAGCUACUGCGAAGGCUACGAACUUAGAAAUGGAGAAAGUAAAAGAAAUCAUUUUAUCUACUAAUAGUGGACAAAUUGGCGUAUUACCAAAUCACGCGCCGAUUGCCACAGCUGUUGAUAUAGGUAUUUUGAAAAUACGCCUUAAUAACCAAUGGUUAACAAUGGCUCUGAUGGGCGGUUUUGCUAGAAUAGGCAAUAAUGAAAUUACUAUUUUAGUAAAUGAUGCAGAGAAGAAUAGUGACAUUGAUCCACAAGAAGCUCAGCAAACUCUUGAAAUAGCAGAGGCGAACUUGAGAAAAGCUGAAGGCAAGAGACAAACAAUUGAGGCUAAUCUAGCUCUCAGACGAGCUCGGACACGCGUCGAGGCUCUCAAUACGAUUUGAUUUUGUAACUAGCUGACGUAUAAAAAAAUAGGAUCCAAAAGCGAGAAAAAAAAAAAAAAAAGCUGGCUACAAAAACUUAUUAGACACCAUUGAUCAUGGUGUCUAAUAAGUUAUACCUACUAUUGGAUUUGAACCAAUGACUCCUGCCGUAUGAAAGCAAUACUCUAACCACUGAGUUAAGUAGGUUAUUUAUCAUCGUAAAGAGAAGGCACGGGGAUACUUAUCACAUCGAUAGGAUUAUAAAUCCAAUAUUAUUUCUAAGCAAUACCAAUAAACAACGAGAUGAAAGAGAUAUAAUGUUCGAUCAUAUAAUAUUAAUCUUGACAAGAAAUUAUCUACAUGAUAAGAUAAGAUAAAAUGUGGAUCAUAAACACAAGGGCUAUAGCUCAGUUAGGUAGAGCACCUCGUUUACACGUGCGCCAAAGUUUUUCAGAGGAGUCCAUCACGCAAUCAAACCAAUUGAUUGAUCUUAUUAAUAAAUCGAUGUCUUACUCCAUGACUUUUUUUUAGGAAAAAGAGGAGAACAAUAGCCUGACAUUAGGUCCUAUUAAAGUACCCCAUUUCGGUAGGGAAUUAAUAGAACCCAUCAUUGAUUUGAGAUAUUGAUAGGGUGAAUACCCAGUCUACUUAAUGCUAGGCAGAAUGAGUAUAAGGAACUCAAAAAUGAUCUUUUCGUCCUAUGAACCUUAAGGUGUAGCAAGUUUCAUAUUUGAUUUUUUAAUCAGGAUGUUAGAGACUAUAUUUAACUUAAGUUGAUCUAGACCAAAAGCAAACCUACGUCAAGAGAACCCUUCUUUGAAACACUUUGGUAGUUAUUCUGUAUUGUAUUAGAAUUAAAAAAUAAUCAAUCAGAGUACUUGGAACCAUUUCUUAUCUUUUUUUUUUAAGAAAAAAUAUGGUAGACUAACUGAUCUUUCUAUCAGUUAAUGAAAGAGCCCAAUGCAAAAAAAAUGCAUGUUGGGUCUUUGAAAGAGUUCGAAUCAUUUUGAUAAUAAUAAGUUCGAGCUCUUUUACCGAGCAGGUCUACGGUUCGAAUCCGUAUAGCCCUAACUAAUAAAUUUAUUCUAAUAAAUGACAUUCAAAUCCAAAUAAUUGGAUAAUUUUUGACUUUUUAUUGUAUUCUUUAUUUCUAACUGGUUACUUUCAAUUUGUUGGUUCAUAAAAAAAACUCCCAGACCCUAAACCAUAAGUCCUGGGGGUCGUUCAGAAUAAAACGGAAAACCAAAUUUGAUUUCAUUUGAUUUCAGUGGAUCCAAUCACUAUCUAUAGAUAUAUCUAGAUAGAUACUUAUAAUUUAGAAUAAACGUUUUUUAUUCAUUCAUUUUCAUAGUCGUAAGUGGAUUUUUUGAUACGUCAUAAUUUUAAAAACGAAGAUAUUUUUAUCAAUUUGUUUUAUUUUUAAAUAAAACAUAAAGCAAAUUUAAGAAACAGAAAUAAAAAAAAUUACUAGUUAUUAAUCAUAUUAAUAUUAUAUUAUUAAUAUGAGAAACUAUUAGUAAUAGAAACAUGGAAAUAUUAAGUAAUAAGUGUACUGAAAAUAAGAUUACAAUCAAUAAAUCUUAAAAGGAGACGUCUACCACAGCAACCAAACGAAAAUAAAUGAUUCGAUUAACCUGAAUUUUUGUUUUGACGCAAGAGUUAUAUAUACCUUGCCCAAUCCACUCCGAUUGGAAUUGACUAAGCGGGUAUUUUUUCCACAUUCAUAGGAGUUCGUCUAUGUUUCUGCUUUACGAAUAUGAUAUUUUCUGGGCAUUUUUAAUAAUAUCAAGUGCUAUUCCUGUUUUGGCAUUUCUAAUUUCCGGGGUUUUAUCUCCAAUUACGAAGGGGCCGGAGAAACUUUCUAGUUAUGAAUCAGGUAUAGAACCGAUCGGGGAUGCUUGGUUACAAUUUAGAAUCCGUUAUUAUAUGUUUGCUCUAGUUUUUGUUGUUUUUGAUGUUGAAACCGUUUUUCUGUAUCCGUGGGCAAUGAGUUUCGAUGUACUAGGGGUAUCCGCUUUUAUAGAAGCUUUCAUUUUCGUGCUUAUCCUAAUUCUUGGUUUAGUUUAUGCAUGGCGAAAAGGAGCGUUGGAAUGGUCUUAGUUCGUUUCCUGAAUACUUGUACAAUAACAAUAAAAAAAAAGUAAAAAAAAACCAUUGAAACAAUUAUGAAUUCCAUUAAGUUUCCCGUACUUGAUCGAACAACAAAAAACUCAGUUAUUUCAACUACGUUAAAUGAUCUUUCAAAUUGGUCAAGACUUUCCAGCCUAUGGCCGCUUCUUUAUGGUACCAGUUGUUGUUUUAUUGAAUUUGCCUCAUUAAUAGGCUCCCGAUUUGACUUUGAUCGUUAUGGGCUAGUACCAAGAUCAAGUCCUAGACAGGCGGACCUUAUUUUAACAGCAGGUACAGUAACAAUGAAAAUGGCUCCUUCUUUAGUGAGAUUAUAUGAACAAAUGCCUGAACCAAAGUAUGUUAUUGCUAUGGGAGCGUGUACAAUUACAGGGGGGAUGUUCAGUACCGAUUCUUAUAGUACUGUUCGAGGGGUUGAUAAGCUAAUUCCUGUAGAUGUCUAUUUGCCGGGUUGUCCACCUAAACCAGAGGCUGUUAUAGACGCUAUAACAAAGCUUCGUAAGAAAAUAGCUAGAGAAAUCUAUAAGGAUCGAAUUAGACCUCAACGGGGUAAUCGGUGUUUUACUACCAAUCACAAGUUUUUUGUUGUACGCAGUACACAGACUGGAAAUUAUGAUCAAGAAUUACUCUAUCCACCAUCAUCUACUUCAGAGAUCUCUACUGAAACAUUUUUUAAAUACAAAAGCCCAGUAUCUUCCCACGAAUUAGUGAAUUAGGGAGGAUUUGAGAGAAUAAGAAAAAAAUCUUCAUAAAUUAGAACUCAUGGUAAAUGUGAAAUACUUAAAUUUAUAUAAAAAAGGUGUGGGGGAAAUAAAAAAGAUGCAGGGCACUUUGUCCGUUUGGCUAGCCAAACGCGGGCUGGUUCAUAGAUCGUUGGGCUUCGAUUACCAAGGAAUAGAGACUUUACAAAUAAAGCCCGAAGAUUGGCAUUCUAUUGCUGUAAUUUUAUAUGUAUAUGGUUACAAUUAUUUACGUUCCCAAUGUGCCUAUGAUGUGGCACCAGGUGGCCUCUUAGCCAGUGUGUAUCAUCUUACGAGAAUAGAAUAUGGUGUCAAUCAAGCGGAAGAAGUUUGCAUAAAAGUAUUUACUCACAGGAGUAAUCCCAGAAUUCCAUCUGUUUUCUGGGUUUGGAAAAGUACGGAUUUUCAAGAACGGGAAUCUUAUGAUAUGUUAGGAAUCACUUAUGAUAGCCAUCCGCGGCUGAAACGGAUCUUAAUGCCCGAAAGUUGGAUAGGGUGGCCUUUACGUAAGGAUUAUAUUGCCCCCAAUUUUUAUGAAAUACAAGAUGCUUAUUGAAUGAUAAAAAAUUUGAAUGAUAAAAAUGAGUCUUAGUUUCUACAACUACGGACCUUCGCGGAAUAUUUUGAAUUCGAGUCGUUUUUAGAUCAAACAAACAGAAGAAUUAAGGUCUUAUUCAUAUUAUUAUAGAUAGCUUAAUCUCCAAUUUGAAAGAUACUUUUUUCCUAAAAGCCGAGCCAAUAGGAUGAA